CGCUUCUCUUACCUCCAGUUCCAAGUCGCUCAGUUGGCUCUGACUCUUUUAGGAGGACGGUUGUUGCGUCUGUUCCGACCGGCGUACUAGAUCGCGAUCCGCGACAACGAAUUUUGCGCCGCGUUUUGUUUUCUGUGGACGCGCCGCCUCGAUUUUUGUCGUUGCAGCUGAACGGUAGCGAUUCUGUUGCUGGCAUACCAUUUUUGCGAAGGUCAUGUACUCCAGUCUACGCGAGAUGGUGAUAAGGGCACCAGCGCUACUCACAUAGUUGCAACAAGGCUCAUCCCGCGAAACAUGACAUAAAUCGCGAGUUUCUUGCCGGGAAAUAGAUAUUCCCUCACACCGUUUCAAAAUGGCCAGUUUCCCAGUAGUUUUCGCGAUCCUAGUGUUCGGCAUUGUGAACAUAAACUGUGAUUACACCCAACGAAACAGACAACGAAAACCGCCCGUCUUCUCUCCCAUUACGUCCUCCAGGAGCAACCACAAGCCGAACAUCGUGCUCAUCCUCACUGACGACCAGGACGUGGAGCUGGGCUCGUUGAAUUUCAUGCCGAAGACGCUGAAAACCAUCCGAGACCAGGGGGCCGAGUUCAGGCACGCUUACGUCACCACUCCCAUGUGCUGCCCUUCGCGGUCGUCUCUUCUGACGGGAAUGUACGUGCACAACCACCAGGUGUACACCAACAACGAUAACUGCUCCAGCACCCAGUGGCAGGCCACCCACGAGACUAGGUCCUUCGCCACGUAUCUGUCCAAUGCCGGAUACAGGACUGGUUAUUUUGGAAAAUACCUAAACAAGUACAACGGUUCCUACAUUCCACCAGGUUGGAGGGAAUGGGGUGGUCUAAUAAUGAAUUCCAAGUACUACAAUUACUCCAUCAAUAUGAACGGGAAGAAGAUCAAACAUGGAUUCGAUUAUCAUAAGGACUAUUACCCCGAUUUGAUUGCCAACGAUUCAAUAGCCUUCCUGAGGCACUCCAAAAAACAAUAUCAACACAAACCGGUGAUGCUAACGAUGUCAUUUCCGGCGCCGCACGGGCCUGAGGACUCGGCACCGCAGUAUUCGGACCUCUUCUUCAACGUCACGACCCACCAUACUCCGUCAUAUGACCACGCUCCAAAUCCAGAUAAACAAUGGAUUCUGAAGGUAACCAAAAAUAUGGAGCCUAUCCAUCGACAAUUCACAGACCUGCUGAUGACAAAACGCCUUCAAACUCUGCAAUCAGUAGAUGCUGCAGUUCUAAGGGUCAUCCAGGAGCUAGAAGAACUUGGAGAACUAGACAACACAUAUGUAGUCUAUACUUCUGAUCACGGAUACCACUUAGGGCAAUUUGGGCUGAUAAAGGGGAAAAGUUUUCCAUUUGAAUUUGACGUGCGUGUCCCUUUCUUAGUACGAGGUCCUGGCGUAGAGCCUGGCACUGUAGUCAACGACAUAGUCCUCAACAUCGACCUGGCUCCCACUUUUCUGGAUAUGGCUGGUGUAGAGCCUCCAACGCAUAUGGACGGGCGCUCCGUACUACCUUUAUUUGUAAACCCCAAGAGAAAGAAACUAAAGUGGCCUGACACGUUUCUGAUCGAAAGUUCUGGUCGUCGAGAAACACCUCAUCUUGAUGCAAAAGUAGCUCGUCUCAACAAAUACUCAGCAGCUGCCAAUGCGAUAAAUUUAACAACAGAAAACCCCUCGACCAUAGGAGGUAAUUAUUACCAAUCCAGCUACCAACCUACUAGUCUCUUAACUGCAAGUAUAACGACAGCUUCCCCCUUACCCAGAAUCUACGAUUCAGGUGAGGACCUAUCUUUAGAUAUUGUAGAUAGCGAUAUCGAAGAUGAUUUAGAAGAAGAUGAGGAAGUUGAAGAUGAUGGUGACGAAUUAGAUGAUGAUAUAGAUUUAGAAGAAAAAACAAAUAUUGAUAAUGUCAGAUUAGCUGCUACUAAUACUGACUUAGUAAAUGGUGAAGGUGAGAUGCAGUUAGACAAUAGAUUACUACCGGUCUUACCUCUACCAUCAAAAUUAGAAAGAUUAGCAAUAGAAUGCAUGCAAGAUGAAAUGAGGUUACCAUGUAAACCCAGACAGAAAUGGUACUGUGAAAAUGACGCUGGCAGGUGGAGAAAGCACAAAUGUAAAUCGGUAGUCCAAAAUAUACCUUUGCCGUCUGACAGAGCUUACAGAAAAUGUGCUUGCUUUACCCCUGAUGGACUAGUAUACAAGAAACUACCAUUACAAAAUAUUACAAGGAGAGAAGCUAGACUAGGAAGAAUUAAGAGAGACACGCAUUUGGACGAAAUACUCUUUAAGAAAUUGAGAGAUAAGGAAAUACACAAGUUAUCAAAGAGAGAAAGACGUGACACCCUAACGCAUGUUGAAAAUGCCAUGGAAGAUGUUCAACAUCAACUACACGGCCUCAGGGAGCAAAAUAAUUCUAUGACUGAAGAGGGUAACUUAAAAACAAACCUAGAAACCAAUACUAUAUCAGAUACCUUGGGAUGUACUAUUAUAAAAAAAGGACAAGUAAACUGCUCCACAGUUAUAUUUCAAGAUAAGAAAACAUGGCGUCUGUCACGGCACAUGAUUGAAAACGAAAUUCAAAAACUUAAACAAGAACUAGAAACCUUAAAGGAAAUUAGGAGACAUCUAAAACAUACCAGACCCCCAGAAGAAGAUCCUAUAAAUGGGACUGUUUUGUCCGAAUUUAAUGAGCUGAACUUUCAACAUAAUGUUUUACCUGUUAAUUUAGUUGGCAGUGGAAAUAUGCCAAGACCUAUGCCAAUAGAGCCAAGCUCAAGAAUACACAAGAAAAAGAGGAAAAAGUUGCAGGAUUCUGAAGAAACGCAAAGGCCAGAAAAAAAAACGGACUUUGAAGAAGUGACAAUAAAUUUUACCCAAGAUGAAAUUACGUCUCAAUUUCCAGAAAAUCCAGUUGUGAUUGAUAUAACUACAGCUUCACCGCCAGACCAUACCAAUCACCACAGGCACCAUGGACAUCACAGGCAGCAUACUACAACCGAAAGUCACUUAAGUCUUAGCACUUCAGUAUCCAGUACCUCUCCUACUAAACAAAGGAAAAUUACAGAAACACCAAAGUCAAGGGACGAUGCCAAAAUACCACUUCCUUCAAGGAGAAAAGUCAAACCUAACUUCUGUCACUGUGAAAUAAAAGAUGCACAUGUAUCGGAUGAACGAGAAGCAGCAAGAGAAGAAAAACGCAGGCUUAAAGAGGAACGCUUGAAGAAGAAGCUGAGGAAACAGAGAAAAAAGGACCAGUUAGAAAAAGAAUGCAGUCAUGAAAGAAUGAACUGUUUUCACCACGACAAUGAUCAUUGGAAAACAGCUCCGCAAUGGACUGGUGGACCAUUCUGCUUCUGCAUGAAUGCAAACAAUAACACUUAUUCCUGUGUUCGCACGAUUAAUUCAACACAUAAUUUUCUCUACUGCGAAUUUACCACAGGAUUCGUGACGUUCUACAAUCUGAGAAUAGAUCCAUUCGAGUUGCAAAAUAGAGUAGACACGUUGAAACCUGAAGAACGUUCUCAUCUGCACGAUUUGCUUAAGCACCUCGUAGCAUGUAAAGGACGAUCCUGUACCGUAGGCCACCACAAUUCUCAACAUCCCGCAAGGACAAGAGGAAAUGUAUUACCCAUCCAUACUGUAACUCAGCAGAGAUAUAAAAAGAAAAAAUUCCUGGACGACGCAGCCAGGACCAUGCCGUUAGUUCAGGAAUAUCCGUAUCGAAUUGACUAUUCAGCGGCAAAUAAUAAACCUUGGCGCAGAAGGAAGACCUGGAGGUCAGCAACAUUUGGCCAGGGACGACACGAGAGGAAGAGACAGAAACAGCAGUAUGAUUACGAGGGGAGCUUUAAGAAGAGUUGGUAUUAGAAGGAGGCGAAAAACAUGAAGAAUCCUUAAUCAUGAAUGACUGACUAAUACUGGAUAAUUUUCAACACAUUUUAAGUAAAAUUGUGAUCUCUAAUUUAUAAUUUUUUUGUAUUAAUUUAAUAUGUUAGAAGCUUUAUUGCUUUCUAUGUAAGGAUAAAUGUAAGAAACAAUCAUAGACAAUGUAGGUACCUGCAAAACUUCCAUGAGAUUAUCGUAUAACAAUACUUCCGCUAUUUUUAUAGAUCUUGUUAGUUGGAACAAAGUGGGGUUAUUUACACUUUAAAAUUAUAUCAUCAUCUAUCAUUUUAUAGUACCAGCAAUAAGCAAUAGUGAAGGAGGCAAUAAUUCACUUUUUAUAAAUGCUGUGUUAGCUGUAAUUGUAAAUAUUAUUUAUAUAAAAAAAUGCACAGUCUUUUAUCAUUUCUAGUCUACGUGAUUUGCCUUGUAUGUACAUAUUUUUGACCAUUAAAAUCGAUAUAUUUUGUUGUUUGACAAACCAAACUUUUAAAAAUGUAUUUUUAAUUUAUGUCUUAGAUUAUUGAAAAAAACGUUCUAUUGUAACAAUGUUUGAGUCAAAGGAAAUUGUGGACAAGAUGUGAUUUUUAGUUUUUAUUAGAUGUGUACAAAUACACUUUUAUUAGCUUAAGCAUUAUUUUGUUUUGCUUGUAAAACUUUU
Anoplophora glabripennis (Asian longhorned beetle) is the source of this 4550-nucleotide messenger RNA. It is a transcript of the gene Sulf1, whose product is annotated as extracellular sulfatase SULF-1 homolog. Gene Ontology annotation, molecular function: N-acetylglucosamine-6-sulfatase activity; glycosaminoglycan binding. The coding region runs from base 353 to 3874 and encodes 1173 amino acids. The transcript has 14 exons. The record is from RefSeq and is a predicted model, not a curated record. NCBI's taxonomy places the organism in Eukaryota, Metazoa, Arthropoda, Insecta, Coleoptera, Cerambycidae.